AUGGGGAGAACGAGAAGGAAGAGGGCUCGCGAUGGCGAUGGCGAUGGCGAUGGCGAGGACGAUGCCACCACUGGCGGCCUCGAUGACGAUACCCUGCUCCACAUCUUCGAUCGCAUUUCAACGAGGGAGCUCCUCACGCGGGCCGCGCUUGUCUGCCGCCGCUGGAAUCGCUUGUGCCAAUCUCAUGUGCGUGAGAUUGUGCCUCGUUUCGGUGACUUCUCUCGGUGGCUGCAUUCUUCGGUCUGGCUCAAACCAAAAGACGUCAUCAAACUAGCGCGCAAGCACGCAUCGACCAUCACAAGCAUUACUUUUCCUCGAUCGCAGAAGGACGCAGAGAAGAUUGUCUCUACUGUCUCUGCCCUUCCUCAUCUUCGCCACCUCUCUGCCGCUUUUUCUGAUGAUAAUUUCCCUCCAUAUCUUGCUGAGGCCCUUUCACCUCACCUCCAGAGCCUGGAUGUUUUCAGCCGAGACCAUGAUGUGUCUAGUUUUUUCCUUGCAUUGCCUUCUCGAUGUCCUCAUCUCCACACACUGAAGCUUCUGGGUGCGAGUGUGACUUGGCCUAACGGUGACCUUGGCGUCACGCUUAAAAGCUUCACUUUGUCCCUCACCACGCUCCAUAUCUCUAGCAGUGACUUUGGUUGGGAUCAUGUCAAUAACAUAUUCAAAUGCUGCUCAAACCUGUCAGAUCUUGGUGUUGUAUCAUCCGAUCUGUUGAUACUCGAUCAUGCUUCCAUCAGCCCAAUGCCACCUUCUCUCACGUCUCUCAGGCUUUGUGUCUCCCCUGGACUCUCUGUUGCUUAUGAUCGCUCUGCGCCCUGGAAGUUGAUUAAAGACAGUGGCCGCCAGCUCCAAGCCCUUUACGCGGAAUCUACGUUUAGUGGAACGUGGCAAGCAAUCUGUAAAGCAUGCACCAAUCUCAAGGUCCUCGAUUUAUCUACUUGUGAUGAGGUUGUGAUUACACAGUUAGAAGAGAAGGCUCUCUGUAAAAUUCCAUUUGCUCUUCGGAACCUUGAGAAAGUUUGCCUUCCAACUGCCAGUGACAAUAUCCUUGUACAGUUUGGACGUUUUUGCUCUCAUCUGAUUGAGUUUGAGCUCAAUCAACGCUCUCGCAAGACAGGUGCAUAUAAUGUGCAAGACAAAGGAAUCAUGGCUCUGGUAGAAGGAUGCAACAAGCUCCAAGUUAUGAGUCUUGUUAAUUGCACCAACAUCACCCAUAGAUCCAUGAGGUUUAUUGCGUUCCAUUGUCCUUGCUUGAGGGCUCUGAAUCUUUUCGGAUGCAAGCUUAUCGACGAUGAGGCUGUUGCAAUACUCGUCCCACGAUUGAGCAACUCUCUUUACUGCUUGAAUCUCGAUUGCUGCCCUCGAAUCUCUGCUGCAACGCUGGAGUUUUUCCGAGAACGAGCAUCAAAGGUUGAGCUCUUGGUGAUCCAUAAAACACUGCACAACAAACUGGGUGCCUUGAUUAAAUGUAUCAAGGCAGAUCAUCCAUUGCUCAAUAUCAAGGCAGGGGCAGGUAGCUCUAAUUGUGCUUUGUGGUGAUGUUCUCUGGUAAGUUUAAAAAGUAUGUAAACAGGAAUGGAUCAGUUAUGAUCCUGUCACAAGCA
Messenger RNA from Selaginella moellendorffii, 1604 nucleotides. RefSeq names its product F-box/LRR-repeat protein 4-like. Lineage: Eukaryota; Viridiplantae; Streptophyta; Lycopodiopsida; Selaginellales; Selaginellaceae. The transcript has 6 exons. Gene Ontology annotation, biological process: SCF-dependent proteasomal ubiquitin-dependent protein catabolic process. The record is from RefSeq and is a predicted model, not a curated record. Gene Ontology annotation, cellular component: SCF ubiquitin ligase complex. The coding region runs from base 1 to 1539 and encodes 512 amino acids. Gene Ontology annotation, molecular function: protein binding.